CGUCUAUCAAUUGCUAUCAAUCUUCUGUGGUGUGUGUUAUUAGCCACGUAUUUUUAUUUAUUAAAGCAUAAACGAAGGAAAACAUUGAAUAAAAUGGAAGGGCACCUGUUUGAGCCAAGUUUGUACACAGUGAAAGGUAUUGCUAUCCUGGAUAAUGAUGGCAAUAGGAUAUUAGCUAAAUACUACGACAAAAAUAUAUUCCCAACACCGAAAGAGCAAAAGGCUUUUGAAAAGAACCUCUUCAGUAAGACACAUAGGGCUAAUGCUGAGAUCAUAAUGCUUGAUGGAUUGACCUGCAUCUAUAAAAGUAAUGUUGAUUUGUUCUUCUAUGUUAUGGGCAGCUCACAUGAGAAUGAAUUGAUUUUAAUGAGCGUGCUGAACUGCUUGUAUGAUUCUGUGAGUCAAAUCCUUAGGAAAAAUGUUGAGAGAAGGGCAGUGUUGGAGUCAUUGGAUAUAGUAAUGUUGACACUAGAUGAGAUUUGCGAUGGUGGAAUCAUAAUAGAUGCUGAUCCCAACUCAGUGGUGUCCAGAGUGGCCCUAAGAACAGAUGACAUUCCACUUGGGGAACAAACAGUUGCUCAGGUUCUCCUCACAGCUAAAGAGCAACUGAAAUGGUCCCUGCUCAAGUAACUGUAAGAUAUUACCACAUAUGAUAAUAAAUAUAUAUAUAUAUAA
Molecule: messenger RNA, 675 nt
Organism: Nicrophorus vespilloides
Lineage: Eukaryota; Metazoa; Arthropoda; Insecta; Coleoptera; Silphidae
Gene: zetaCOP
Product: coatomer subunit zeta-1
Exons: 4
Coding region: 94-630 (178 amino acids)
Biological process (GO): retrograde vesicle-mediated transport, Golgi to endoplasmic reticulum; intracellular protein transport; intra-Golgi vesicle-mediated transport
Cellular component (GO): COPI vesicle coat
Source: RefSeq, a predicted model, not a curated record